GGAUCCCAUCACAGAGGAGUGAAAGGCAAUGAAGAACUUGGGAAAAUGACAUCUUUCUGUUUAGUUUAAGGAAGGCUCUCUUUUAGUUUAAGGAAGGAAGACUAGGUAAGUACAUCCUAAAGCACACUUUUAUAAAUUCUUGACAGCAGAAAGCUUGAUGUAUAUUGUCAACUCAACUUUGCAGUGUUACCCAAAAAGGCCUUUGUUUUAUGUUUUGUAUUUCUUACUGAAACUUUCAUUUUACAGUCACUCUCAGACUAUUUGUUUGCUAGCCCAUGUGAUCAUCAAAGCAGAAAGCACAUUUUAUUUUUUUAGCAUAUAUAAAUGAAGUAAUGUUCUCAUGUGUCAUAAAGCCAAAUAAGAAUGCUGUGGUAACAUGAGUUGUGCUAAUAUAACUGCUUUAAGGGGGUAGGGUUAUACCAAUGAUUCUUGUUGACUUGUGAGAAACUUAAACAUGUUAUUUAUUAACUUCCAGGAGUUUAUUUAUUGGCUCUCAGUGUCACACAAUACAGUAAAAUAUAGGAAAACAUUUCCAAUCCCAAUGCCUGGUGUUUUUGAUUUCCAUCCAUCAAACUGGUAUUCUUAAUGCAAAGGUUGACUCUGAUAUUUUCCUGUUGAAAUGGGUAAUGAAAACAGCAGCCAAGAAAGUCAGGAGGGCCCUUCAGUUCCAAAAUCAACAGAGCCACUUAAUACUGAGAGAGAAAUAAAAACUAAAAAGUCAAGGAAAAAGAGCAGAGAUAAAUCAUUCAAUCAAGAUGACUUGGACACAUUACCAUCAGAUUCUGCAGUUUCAUUACCACUGCCAGAUGAUAGUUUCUCAUUAACUGCAGAAGAUACAAGUGGAAAUUGGCCUCGAGUGUUUAACUUGGAAGAAAGGGAGUCCCAUCAAUCCCUAAUCCCAAAUAAUCUAUUUGCUGGAAUUGAUAUAAAUGAAGAGUUAAAGACCCAGAAUCCUCUCCUGAGCAGCCUAAACAAUGAAAGCCUCUAUAGUAUCACUGCUGAAGAAUCAACCAAUGAAAACGCUGCUGUGGCACAUCCAGAUGUGAUGGAGAACAACCUGCAUGAGGGAGAUUCCUUGGGAGCCACGGAAGAAGGAGGACAAGAUCAAAGGCAACAUAUGCCAACACUUUCUGAGCAUGGUGAAGAAUGCACUGCACUAAGUUUUGAAAGUAGUAUUGAAGGCUUGCCAGCCAUGAGGUCAAACCCUUCUAUUGUGAAUGAUAAAGACACCAGAAUUGUACCUCUUGUUAGUGAAAAAACAGAUGCUGAGCGUUAUGCAACUACUUUUGCAAGAGAGUCUGAGAAAGAUCCAAAUAAUACUGCUUUGGAGCAUAUUCCUUCGUUAGAUUCUACUUGGACAUCAGAACCUGAAACCGAGGAAAGCAAUUCCAGGGAAUUAGACUCAUUGCAACACAGUGAACCGUUGAUUGAAGGAGACAAGACACACGUUGUUCAGCUGCCUAAGAGUGAGAAAGGCAGAGAUUCUUAUACCGCUAAAGAAAUCAGACAGGAGAAUAAAUUAAAAGUGAGUAACAAGGAAGAGGCUUUAAUAAAACCAGUGGGACUGAACACAGGUAGUGUAGGCAACCUGGUAAUGAAAAAAGAAAACUGUAUUCCAAAUAAUCUAAUAAAGGAAAAUUCGGACAUGAAUAAAUAUGGAACAUCUGUUAUUGAUCAGAGCCUUGUUGAGUUCCGAGGUGUCAUCAGUGAAGACAGCAACAGUGAAGUGAAUAUUUGGAACAAUCAAUUCCAAAUAUUUCCAGAAAAGAGUACUAAGGUGCUUGAGGAUCCUCCUAUUGUAUCCACCUUAUCCUCAAACACAGCAAACCUGUUACCACUAACCAAGACAGAACUAACCGGUGACUUUUCAUCUGAAAAAGAAUGGCUAGAAGAAGCUAUAAAUCCAGAACCAAACACCUAUUGUGUGGAUUUACCAGUUAGCAUAGAACCUUCUGAUACAUCCUUGUUGCCGGAAAAUAAAAACAAAGUGCAAAAAGCAAAUACAUCUCAGAACACAGCAGACCAGAUGAGCAGCAAUGAAAUCACACAAACUGAAUCUAUGAGCAGGGUAAAUACAGCCUUAGCUGAUCCAGAAAAUGUUAUGUGUACGGUGAAGGAAGAAUCUGUUGGGGAUAAGCUAUUGUUACUUGACAGCAGAACAAGACAUUUCAUGAGUGUGAGUGACCUUGCUGAGUAUAAUAAAGAAGAAACUAUAAUAGCUGAAAAAUAUGAACAUAUGUCUUCCAGAAAUGAAGAAGAUGGAUGUCAAGAGGUGCCAUUCUCAAGGCAGGUUAUACAUGAAGAUAUAAACUGUCCCCAAGAGACGCCACUAACUUUUGAAAUGAAUUCAAGUCCAGAUGCUAUCUGGUAUGAUCAUUGGAAUUCUCAAGUAAGUGGCUUAGAAACCAACAUCAGUAGCAAAUUUCUAGAAAGCAACCUCAGUUCAGAAUGUAAUUUGAAUAUACUCAAAGAUCAUUCACCAGAAUUAAGCGAGAACUUGGAGCAAAAAACCACAGCCAUAAAUGAAAAAAAAGUGCCCAAUCCUGAGUCAUCUGAACGAUUACUUUUGCAAGGAAAAGACAGCUUGAAGACUUGUGAUCUUUUAAAUCCCAGCGUAGAAGAUAUUCAGCUCUGCUUUCCAGUCAAUAAAGAGAUAGAGGAUGCUGAUGGUUCACCGUCUCUGCCUCCUGAAGACAAUGAUGUUCUGCAAAAUAAAAAAGAGGAAUCCUGGGAACAGCCAUUUGUUCAAAACGCCAAACCGGGAUUGGAAGAUGAGUUGAUGGAUGAAAUAAAUUCAGAGACUAAUGCCUCAAAUGCAGAAAUAAUUGCAGUGUCUAAAAUGGAACUUGAGUUCCACAACUUAAAUGAACAGGCUAGAAGUGCUGAAUGCGUUGCAACUGAGAAAAUAAACAUACCAGAGCAUGAAUCCCACUCUGAAAGUAAAAGAGGUGCCUCAACAGCUGGCAGUGACCCAAACUCUGUACCUGUGACUACUGCUGAACAAGGCAGUGCUGUGGGGAAGAAUGACAGUAAUGAAGCAAGGCAGGAGAAAUGCAAAACAGAGACAAAAAGAAAAGAAACUGACACAACUUUGGCACAAGAAACCCAUAUCAAAUUGGACUUCACACAGCAAGUGCAGCUGGUACAAGCAACUGAAGAAAAUGACCCUAGUAUAAAACAUGAUUAUUCUGGCAACCCUUUAGUAUCAACAGUUGGAACAGAAACCAGUCCCCAGUCAUUAAAGCUUGGAGACUUAGGCGAUAAUAGCAUAAAGGCAAACAAUUCACCAUUCAUGAGCACUAAUUGCAAAGAAUUUUUGGAAACUCAUUCUAAAGACACUGUGGAAAAUCAACCAAUGCUGGGCAUUUUAAUAACAUCUCCCAAAGUGCAGUCAAACAAAAGCUCAAAGCCCUUUGGCACUGAAGGCGAACAGUGUGUUUCAAACCCAGAAGCUAAAGAUCUGGAUCGCAAUGGUUUUCAAACAGUUGCAAGUUUCCAGGGACAGAUCUCUGACCAGACAUCUCCUGAAAGGGUACACCCAUUGGAAUCAAAUCUUUUCAGUGGCCAUGGGGAGCUUGAUAAAAGUGAACUACAACAAACUGGAGACAAUCUACACAAGCUCCAAACAGUACUUGGUGGGCCAGAGACAAAACCAACGAAUCUAUCAAAUGAUGAUGCAUCUUUAACACAUAUUUCUGAAUUUGUGGGAAAGGCCUCACGAAACAACAACCUGCCAAAUGUAAUAAACCUACUGGGGGAAGAAAGUUGUCUUAGCAAAGAAGCCUUAAACAACUUAAAGCAAGAUGUUUCUAAUUCUCCAUUUUCAGAUGGGGUUUGUGAAGGAGCAAGGCAGAGUGGGGCAUUUGCUGAAAACUCUAUUAUAAUUAAACAGUUGGGUGGCUUAGAUGAACUUUCAAACAGCAAAUGCACAAGCAAUAUGGACGUUACAGAGUUUAUUCCAGUGACGCAGAAAACUGCUAGUGUCAGGACUGAACAGGCACACACCGUGCAGGGGAAUUUAACCUGUGUAGGUGAACAUUCUAAGGACAAUGGGACUGAUGUUAAUUUACCAAACAAAGAAGCAGACUUGGAUGGACAAAGUUUACAUACAGAGGUAGAACGCCUGAGUUUAGUAAAUGAAACUAUUUGGAACGAAGAGCAAGUAACUUGCAAACGGGACGUAACUUUCCUGCCUUCUGAAAACAGAGGAAUGAAUGGACAUGCUCCCGAAUUACCUAAUAGCCCAGAAAUUCCUUUGAGUGAUGCUUGGCAUAAAACAUGUCCUGUUGAAAAGACUGACAUUCUAUCUGUUAGCUCUCAAGCAGAAGCAACACCUCUUUCAACAUUGGCAUUUCUACAUGAUGGGCCCGGCCAAGUAAAUUACCAACCUACAGAUUUUAUGCAUCAUAGCCCUAAAGGUGAAUUUCAAAAAAGUGAGCCGGAAACUGUGGCAUGUCAAGAUAUCUUUGACACAACUCCCAGGCUGCAGACUCCGCCUGCUACAGCCAUCAACUUAAAUGAUGUUUUUGUAGAGAACAGCACAACCCAUCAAAGGAAACUAGGAGUAAUGAAUUUAGAUGAUAUUCCUUCAGAAGCUGUCCCAGGAAAAGAAUCUUACAUGCCAGGCCAAGAGCUCCUUUCAGAAGAGCAUGUUCUAACCUUGCAAGAUGUUUCUGAGAUCAAGCAAUCGGAAAGAAAUUUGUCACCCUUUAAUUUCAAGAAGCUGCAGGAUGAGAUCUCGGCAAUUAAGCUAAAAGGGGAUAAAAGUGAUGCACAUUUCAAAGCCCAGCAGCUUAACAGUUCAACAGAAUCUCCACUCAGCCAUUCAAGUUUAGAAAGGAAGCUUUUGGAACUUUCAACGCUUGAUAAGCAAGCAAAUUGUAAGGAGGAUGCUGCAACAAAUAUAAGUUGUGAAGAUAACAAGCAUGGUAAGAUUGAAGAAGAAAGCAAAGGUGAUUUGAUAGAGAAAUUCAACCUUCCCAAGAUGGAAGGAAAUGUUCCCAGGCAGCCUACAGCAAUAUCUGAAAAAGAACCAGAAAUUUCAUCUUCUAGGGCAUUCGGCAUUGGCUUUUUCGAUUUCAGGAAACAUAUUAGCAAAAUAUUUGAACAGGUAGUACCAAAUGUCAUGCCUGCCAACUUGCCUAACCUUGCCACUGAACAGAGUCCAAGUGAGAAGGUUAGUCCAGAGGAUAAAGAAACAAAGGUUAAGCAAGGUCUGGAAGAAGUUGAAAAAAGCAGUGCAGAUGGAGAUCAAGAGAAUGACUGGAAAACAAACAAAAGCACAUUUCCUUUGGAGACUGAAGUCUGUAACAAAGCCACUGAAGAGAAAAUAGCACAGGAACAAGAACAGACAGGAAUGCUGGCAAAUAGUCAGGAAUAUGAUUUGCCAAGUGCCUUUUCAGAAAAGAGUCCUAUCGACAAGUAUUGCUUAAACAAAAACUCUCCUGCAACUUUCCCCAAGUUAGUUAAGGUGGAUGGCUUAUGCAGUCAUGAAAUAAAUGCAGAGGUUAAUGAUCACAUUUGCUUUUUAAGCAGUGAUACUUCAGAGAACCAAGUUUGCACAGAAAAAGUAGAGUUUCCAUCUAGAAGUUCUGGAAACCAAGAAAUGGACAAUCUUCCAUCUUCUAAAAAUGAAGAGUCUUUAAUAAUUCCUGCCUCUACAGAAGUUGUUCCAGAUUUUGAUGCCACAGCCACUGCUGCUGAAGUAAAGGAAGAUAACUUAAUUGGUCCGUGUAACUUUGAAACAGAUGAACCUAAAGAACAGUUAAUGUAUGAUAGAAAUAAAAACACAGACAAGAGAAAUGAUGGCAAUACAGAUCGAGCCAAGAAUUUAACAUUGCCAUUUCCUACAGGUGAUUUGGAGGGUCAUAAAGAACAAACAGAUCAGCCCAGGAUAUUGGUUGGUGAAAAUCCUAAUUUUUCCAAUGAAUAUACAUUACAGAACAAAGCUAUUACCAUGCUGGAUGACAUAGAAAGCAAUAACUGGCUGCAAAAAUCCAUAGAGGAAGAGAAGAGACAGGACACAGCAGAACAUAAGCUAAUUACUUAUUUUAAAAAUGAAGUAAGUCUUGAUCACUCACCAGAUGAGUCCAAAUUGGGAUCCAACAGUGUUCAAGAUAGUUCAAGUGUAGAAAAAGCAAAUGACAUCAAUUUGAGCACACCAGAAGGACCAGGUUUUUCUACUGAUAUUCCUAAAGCAGAUACUACAAGCAUGCUAAUUACCAAUUGUGAAGCAGUUUUGCAAGCCGGCAUAGACAUUCAAAGGCCUGAUGUAAAAAGGCAUUCAGAAACCCUUCAAGGGAUGGAAAAAACUGUAUGUAGAGAUGUGCAAAUGGCUUCUUUAAAUCAAGCCAAAGAAGAACCUGAAAGUUUUCAGGAUAUCCAGGAAAUAAUAUCAACUACUUCAGAUUCUGAAUUGGAGCAAAGCUUUCCUUGUUUGCUUGAAAACAUGGCAAUGGAAGAAUUACCCCCAGAAAGUUCUUCUGUUCCUGAUGUUUCUGUUAAUUUGGAGCCUGAUGUGGAUUCUUUCAAAAAAUCACUGACCACAGUCCUCUGUGAUGCUACUCGUGAUGUUACUUUGCUGACCACAACAAGUACUUCCCAGCUUUGUGAUAGCCAGCGGACUGAUAGCACAAUUGCAUCUCUUCUUGACUUAGGAACAUUGGUUCCUGAAUUCUCUACUGAGAUAAAGCAGUCUGACCAAGAGACAGGAAAACCCAUAUCUGAAACCAAGAGGAGUUCAGACUCUGAAGAAGCAUUUGAAACACCAGAAUCCACAACUCCUGUAAAGGCUGCACCUUCGCUACCGCAACUACCACCUGAAAUUGUAGCAUUCGACAUAGAGGAACAAGAAAUAGCACCUCAGCUUCCAUCAGAAAUCCCAGAUUACGAUCCCAGAACACCUGACAAAGGCCAAGAAAGCUCCGAGCCUCCAAGUUUUUCUUCUGAAACAGUAACAGUAGCUGAUGUCCCUGAAUGUGAACCAGUUGAAGAAUCUCCAUUGCCCCCACCGUCCCACUCAUUUUCUACAGUUUUUGAUGAAGACAAGCCAAUUGCUAGCAGUGGAACUUACAACCUAGACUUUGAUAGCAUUGAAGUUGUAGAUUCCUUACAAGCUGUGGAUCCAAUCUCCCUGGACACAAAGAGUCGGGAUUCUAAGUCACAUGUUAGAAGAAAAUCCACAGAUUCUGUUCCAGUUUCUCGAUCUACACUAUCUCGUUCCCUUAGCUUGCAAGCUGGAGAAUUUGAUGGAGCCUCUUUUCCUGGGAGUAACGAGACAGCAGGUUCUGCAACAGAUACUUUUAGUACUGGUUCAAGCAGUGCUUCUAGUACUCUUAAGCGCACAAAAAAACCUAGGCCAGCUUCCUUAAAGAAAAAGCAAGUAGCAAAAAAGUCCUUAGAUGUUUCUCCAGUAGAAGAACCAGGAAUAUUAGACUUCAAGCAAGAUUCUUCUGCCUUAAGUGAUGAAAAAGUUUCCAAAGAAACUUUGGAGCCCACUGAACCCAACUGUACCAACCAACAGCACCAAAGCACUGUCAAUAAAGACGAGGCCACUCCUGAACUAGAGACAUUGAGUCCAUUUGACAACAACUCAGAAGAAAUUCCUGUAUCAGGAGAUAGCAAAGUACAAAACUCUCCGCUUGCCAACAAGAAAACUGUAUCUCUUACCACAACACCAGAAGCUGUGGAGGUGACACCAUCAGACACUGGGGGACAAGAAGAUCCCUCAGUGAAAGGCUUAGCAGUCAGGUUGGAAUUUGAUUACUCUGAGGAAAAAGGCAGUGGUGAGGAAAAGACAGAGAGUCCUCUUCUGCCCAAAAAAGUGGGCAAAAAACCUGGGGCCAAAAUGCCCCUCAGAAGGCCAAAGACUAAAAAAAUUGGAGAGAAACUUGACAAUACUCCCACAAGCCCAACCAAGACUCCUUCUGAACCCAGUGAGAUUCCUGCCUCCAAGGGCUCAUAUACUUUUGAUAUUGACAAAUGGGAUGACCCCAACUUCAAUCCUUUCUCUUCUACUUGCAAAAUGCAAGACUCUCCAAAACUUCCUCAGCAAACCACCACAACGUACAAUUUUGAUCCAGAAAUGUCUGAGGAUUCUCUCGAUCCAUUCAAGUCUUCCCCCAAAGUUGCCAAUUCUCCCACACAACCUCCAGCAUCCUUUGAGAUUUCAGCUAAUGUCAGCGAAAUUAAUGGAUCGGAAGGAGAUGGCCUAAAUAAACCUGCAAAAAAGAAGAAGACGCCACUCAAGACUGAUACUUUUAGGGUGAAAAAGUCACCAAAAAGAUCUCCACUAUCUGAUGCACCUUCACAGGAAUCUAUGGCACUGCCUACUACUGAAACGCCCUCUGUUGUAUCCACUGUGGUACAUGCAACAGAUGAGGAAAAACUGGCAUCUUCUGUGGGUAAUCAGAAAUGGACUUGUAUGACCAUGGAUCUUGAUAAGCAGGAUUAUCCUCAGCCAUCAGAUCUCUCAACAUUUGUAAAUGAAACAAAGUUCAGCUCCCCUACAGAAGAGCUGGAAUAUGGAAACACAUAUGAAAUAGAAUACAUGGAAAAAAUCGGUUCUUCCAUAGCUGAUGAUGAUGGCCAAACAAAGCAAUCUUUGUACCUUAUGUUCAAUGCUCAGCAAGAGAGUCCAAUCAAGUCUCCUCCAGCUCGUUUAUCAGAUUCUACAACUCCUUGUUCUGGGUCAAGUCUGGAAGAAACAGAAAGCCAGCUUCCCUGUAAUAUAAAACUACAACACCCAGCUUCACGAUCCCUGGUAGCUAACCAAGAAUCAUCAGUACAGUCCUCUGAUAAAACAAAAGAACUGGAAUCUGUGUCUAUAGGAAGUGCUUCAGACAACAUAAUCAGUCCUGAAGAUACCUAUGUUUCCGCUGAUGCUCUCCUUAGUAGAAUAUCUCAUCCGUCUUCAGUAUGUGAUCAGCUUCAGUAUCUGGAGCCUGACUUAGCGGAAAAGAAUCCCCCGGUAUUUGCUCAGAAACUUCAGGAGGAAUUAGAAUUUGCUGCAAUGAGGAUAGAAGCCCUGAAGCUAGCCAAACAAAUUACCUUGUCUUCUUUCAACUCCUUAGAUACUGAGAGAGACCCUGCAGGUGAUGCUUCAAUCUCUAAAAGUGCAUUGUACUCCCGGAUAAGCAGCUCAGAGGGGGAAAAUGUCUCCAGUUUGCUUUAUAAACAGCAAGACCUGGAUACUGCCUUAAGAGUUACCAGGGAAGAGAUAAUUGCAAAGGAAAGGAUGAUUUCAGAAUGGAAAGAGAAAUAUGAAGAAAGUAGAAGGGAAGUUAUGGAAAUGAGGAAAAUUGUUUCAGAGUAUGAGAAGACAAUUGCUCAAAUGAUAGAGGAUGAGCAGAGAGAAAAAUCCAUGUCCCAUCACACCGUCCAGCAACUUAUUAUAGAAAAAGAGCAAGCAUUAGCUGAUCUGAACUCUGUGGAAAAAUCUCUGGCAGAUCUUUUCAGAAGAUACGAAAAAAUGAAAGAAGUUCUUGAAGGAUUUAGGAAGAAUGAAGAAGUAUUAAAGAAAUGCGCACAGGAAUAUUUAUCACGAGUUAAAAAAGAAGAGCAGAGAUAUCAAGCCCUCAAGGUUCAUGCAGAGGAAAAACUGGACAGAGCCAAUGCUGAAAUUGCACAAGUUCGGGGAAAGGCUCAGCAAGAACAAGCAGCUUACCAAGCCAGCCUUCGUAAAGAGCAGUUAAAAGUGGAUGCGUUGGAAAGAACACUGGAACAAAAGAAUAAAGAAAUAGAAGAGUUGACGAAGAUUUGUGAUGAACUGAUUGCCAAAAUGGGGAAAAGCUAACUUUAAACCAAAACCCUAAAUUACAAUCUUGAGUGCAAUAUGACCAUUGGCACAGUGAUAUCCAGACAGCGAUGUGAACGGAUUCUAUUUUCACUUUUUGUAUGCACUACUGUAUUUUUUCUUAAUAAUGUUGAUUUGACUGUAUGCAGUACAAAGACUAUCAGAAAUCCUUGCUAUUGUCUGCAAUUCUUUCCUUUGUAUAAUUCAUAGCAAGUUGAUCUCAAAAGUUCCUGUAUCAGGGAGAUUUGUCAAGUUCUUUAAUAAAUUACAGUUGCUCAUCCUCGCCUUCCCUUUGUACAUGAGUUCCCAUGUUGGAUGUCUUUUUUGAAUUUAAUAUAAAUGUGUAUUACAUGCAUGGGGACUCUUGCCUUAAGGAGUGUAAAUUUGAUCUGCAUUUUCUGAUUUGUAAAAUAAAAUGGAAACUUGAAAAAUUAAA
Pseudonaja textilis is the source of this 10229-nucleotide messenger RNA. Lineage: Eukaryota; Metazoa; Chordata; Lepidosauria; Squamata; Elapidae. The record is from RefSeq and is a predicted model, not a curated record.